Molecule: messenger RNA, 10576 nt
Organism: Xyrichtys novacula (pearly razorfish)
Lineage: Eukaryota; Metazoa; Chordata; Actinopteri; Labriformes; Labridae
Source: the annotation of a GenBank genome assembly
ACUGUUGUUCGCAGGAUAGAAGUGGAACCCAAAUGGUUUUGGACGUAGACUGUAUAUACUACUUUUAUAUACUUUUAUAUACAGUCUUUGGUUUUGAAUCGUCCACUUUCGCGCCCUAACCGGUGUCGCAAAUACGUAUCGAAACGUCAUAGGUAGUCGGUUACGCUACGUUAAAGUGACAUUUUAGUACGCUGCUCCUAGUUUUCCAUUCAAAACAUUAACGCCACGGAGUACAGUCUUCGUCGUUUGGCAUUCAUUUUUCCAGGUACAGCGUUAAACUCGGUUAGACCCACGGACCAUGGCCAACACUGAGGUAGGUUAACGUUGGACACGUGCCUCUGUUCUGCUGCUUCUCCACGUGUUGUUGUUUUAGCAAACAGCUGUCCGCUAACGAACCAGAGAGCUGUCAGUCCGGACCUCUCUCUCCUCCAGUCCAGUCAGCUCUUUUUUUAUUACUUCAUGAUGAGUUAAAACUAACUGUGAUCUAAUGUUACACACGGUUGUUCCUCUGUCUCUGCUCCUCUUCAGGGCAGUAAACUGUGGGGAGGUCGUUUCGUGGGAGACACUGAUCCCAUCAUGGAGAAGUUUAACGCGUCCAUCGCUUAUGACCAGAGGAUGUGGGAUGCUGACAUAAGGGGGAGUAAGGCUUAUGUGAAAGCUCUGGAGAAGGCGAUGCUGGUCACCACGGAGGAGAAGACCCAGAUUGAACACGGGCUGGAUCAGGUGGAUGUGCACACAUGGACACAGUCUAACACCCACUUUUACAGUUAAACUUCACAACCCCACAAGUUUAUUAGACAUGUUCAUACACAAAUUCAUACAUAAACUAACAUUAUAGCAGGUGCAGACAGGCAUCAUAUGUUUGCAUAAAAUCAACAAGAAAGUGACAAAAAAGCAGUAUCUUCUAUGCACAAAAAUCCACAAAAGAAGUUUACAUACACUAUAUAAAAAGGCACAUAACCUUUUUUUCCUCACCAUCAAACAUUAAAUCAGAUUACACUUGUAUUGUUUUUGGUCAAUUAUCCAGAAUCAAUCCAGAAUUAUUUUUAUUUGCUAAAUGUCAAAAUAUGAGAGAGAGAAUUUUUUUGUAAACAAUUUUUUAUUAUUUUCUCAAGACUUCUGGUUUCAACUGUACAUAUACAUACAUACACAUCAGAAUCAGAAUCAGAAUUCUUUUAUUGUCAUUGUACCAAAAGGCGCAACGAAAUUAAAAAAUAGCAGCUCUCGCAGACAGUGCAAAGAAAAGGUAUCAGUCUUUUUCAAAGUAUCAGUUUUGGGUUUAAGAUGGGUGAAAGCACCUCUCAGGGCUAGCCUGGUACCAUAGUUGUGACUGUCACGAGCAAGCAACAGCUGAGAAUACAGAUAAGCAGGUUAAUGGUAUGCAUAAAGAACAGAAUCAAACUACAAGCUAGUCUUUCACCAUAUGAGUAUUUUGUCAUCAUUUUACUAACCAGGUCUGUUCAAACCUCAAACUAGGUUUUGUGAUUUUAAGAUUUCAUCUCUCACCCGUGAGCCAGGGAGUACAAUACUGCUGCAUUGUGUGUGUGUGUGUGUGUGUGUGUAACCGUUUGCCCUGCAGUGUAGAUGUAUGUAAAUGUGCUGCGGUGUUGCAUUCCUCUCCCUUUUCUGCUGAUUUUUGUGGUGAACAAUACUGUAAUCAUGUGAUAGAUGUCAGAUUUUAUUGAUAUCAAUGCCAAUAAAGAUUCUGCUAAUCAAUUCAAUUCUUGAACGAUUCCCUUGUCAAUGCCUUUCUUUAAUCUCAAAAAAGUAGACUUUAGGUUUUCAAUGUUAACUCAAAAUUUUACUGAGUCUCUAAUAACAGAAAAAGAUGUAUGCCACCUUCAGUGAGAGUCUAAAAAUAAUCAAACCACAAACUUUUUGUACAGCAUUUACUUGGUCGGUAGUGAGUCAAAUUAGGGUGACCAUAUUCUUAAUCCCCAAAAAGAGGACACUACUACACGGGGUGGAGUCACGCGCAAAAUUUUGAGGGUUUUUCUGGUCGGGUCGAGUGAUUAUUUUUACGCACUUCUAACUCAGUUCAUACUAAACAGACUCAAAACUUCCGUACAAAACUCGUUGUCGUCUUUCUUAGUAAAAUGAAGCCACGCUUUAUAUCGUUUCUGCCUACUUUUCGUACCGUCUGCCAUGUUUUUUUCCUCAAAGUCUCUGUUCUCGUUCACGUAGACUGGCUCUCACAAGACUGUUUUCCAAAGCACCCGUAAGAAAGGAAUCGUUACGGGAAUCAUUAAAAUGAAAUGUUCAAACGAUGUCGAUGGAUUGAACCAUUUGGAACCGGUUCUCAACAAGAACCGGUUCUGGAUUCCCAUCCCUAUGCAAGUAAUUUAAAGGAAAUUUAAACAAGUUUGAUUCUAGUAGUGAUGGGUACGGCAGUUCUUCUAGAUGAACUGAAUCAGUCGAAUCAGUUCACUAAAAAGAUUCGUUCACCAAAUUACCAAAUCAUGUAGCACUUGGUGGGAGAAGCCUGUGACCCCGACCUCCUGAACUGAUACACAGCUGUUUAUAAGUCAUGAUGUUUUAAAUGUACUGUCCUAUGGUAUGAUAUUUAUCAGGUCUGCUCGGUAAAGUGGGCUCAGUGAGUUAUUCGUUCACUGAACAUUUAGAAGAAUUCACACUGAACAUGCGUAAUUCCCUCCCAAACCGCUGCAAUGAUAGGAUGCUGCAGGUUUUAUGCACUACUUGUUACAUGCUGUGUCCUAUUGUAUGAAAGUUGUUGUGGUGGUAAUUUAGCAAUUUAGCAAUUUGUCCUACAAAAUGAUUCCAGAGAGUGUAGUUUAAUAGGUGAUUCGUUUACCAAGUGAUUCAGGCAUCGGUGCAUAUGGUCCUUCGUUCGCUGGCUGCUCGGCUGGCAAUGCUGUUUCUCACUUCAGCACAACUGAACUGAGAAAUGAACGAAUCAUUCGAGGAAGUUCACCUAAAAGAUUCGGUUCUUUUGAACGAAUCGUUCGCGAACGACACAACACUAGAUUCUUGGCAAAUCAAAGGGUUUUUGCAAAUGAUGUUUGUCUCUCUGUGUCUAAAUCAAUCCUAACAAAACACUUUUUUUUAUCGGGUUGGAUUUGUUUUUAGAUCUUGAUUUUAUUGUUUCAAAACCCAGAUUUCCGAAGAGUGGUCCAAAGGUGUUUUUGUGAUCAAACCUGGAGAUGAAGACAUUCAUACCGCCAACGAGCGCAGACUUAAAGUAAGAAGAUUUUUUUGAGUUUUCUAAUGUAUGUUCUCAUUAUCUCAUUUUUUACAAUGUGGUACAAAACAUACCUUUUUAGUCUUGCUUUUAACUAGAUUUAAUGUCAUUAACUUUGUUUAAGUGUUUUAGCAUUUAUCUCUUUCUAGUUUUAAUGACAGGAUCGUCCUUUAUUGAUCUACUUUAGUGCCACCAUUUCUAUCUUCUAAUGUCAACAACACAGAGGAUUUUAGAGAAAAGUCAAUAAAGAAGCCCUGUGAUAAUUUGAAUAUUCUAUAAAGUUUGUCUUUGUGAUUGUAUGUCUUUACAGGAGCUGAUAGGUGCACCUGCAGGGAAGCUGCACACAGGCAGGAGCAGAAAUGACCAGGUCUGUUUGUACGAAAAUGGAAACUAUAAUGACUAAAAUACCACUUACAAUUUCAGAUGAUCAAUUAAAGGGAUAUCCCGGUGUAAAAUUAAGUUAGGGUCAAACACUCCGUAACACCGAGUUAGACACCCCUCGAGAGAUGAAUGUUGCCGACCGUUUGCUUCUCGAGUUAUACCAACUUUAGUAACGACCGCACGAUAGCAAUACACAGUGGUCUACAGUACAUAUAGGGUCCCAGCCAUAGUACUAGCCACCAAACAUAUUUUUAACUUUGCCUGAUUUCUUUAGCAAAGAGACUAAACACAACUCACCUACUCUCUUCCAGCAGCCGCUUGUUUGUAGCGAGACCUUAGGCCAGUCCAUUACGGACUACAGCGGGGUGAUGCAGCUCAAGGAAGAACAUUUAUGAUCAUUUCUUCAUGGAAAUACAAUCAGACCAAGACGUUAAGGCAGAAGAACUACCGCGUCUGCAAUGCAAAAUGAUUAAUAUGGUGAUUAUUACUUUAAGGAAAUGAUAAAGAAAUGUUCAUAAAUGUUCUGAAGUCUCGCUACAAACAAGCGGCUGCUGGAGGAGAGUAGGUGAGAUGUGUUUAGAGUCUUUGCUUAAGAAAUCAGGCAAAGUUAAAAAGAUGUUUGAUGACUAGUACUAUGGCUGGGACCCUAAAUGUACUGUUGAUGAAGUUAGGUGCUGUUCUGAGCAUUAUUUGUGGCUAUAGAGUGGCAUUUUGGUUGAGGUUUGUUUAUGGCUCCUCAUACCGCUGUGUAUUGAUAUCGUUCGGUCGUUGCUGAAGUUUGUUUAACUAGAGAAAUAAGCAGUCUGCAACAUUCAUCUCUCGAAGGAGUGUCUAACACGGUGUUACAGUGUGUUCGACCCUGAAAUAAUUUUACAACAGAAUAUCCCUUUAAUUAACCAUAAAGAUACAUACGUAUCAUGAGACAACGCUGCAUGUAUUUGUCUUCACCAGGUUGUGACUGACAUGAGGCUGUGGCUCAGAGAUGCCAUCUCAACCCUGACAGACAACGCUCUACAGCUGAUAUCUACCAUGGUGGAGCGGGCAGCAGCGUAAGCCGGAUACACAGUGGUACACACAAAACACACACAGCUGUCGGUUAGUGUGCUUUUUUAAAGUUGUCCACUGGUGUCUUUCUGGACCUCAGGGAAGUUGAAGUCCUCUUUCCCGGUUAUACCCACAUGCAGAGAGCUCAACCAAUCAGAUGGAGCCACUGGAUCCUCAGGUGAAAAUGAAACCUACAAUGUGAAUCUCCUAAUUUUCCCAAAUCAGACAAUGUGUUAUUCAUAUCAGAGUUCAUCUUUUCCCUCAGUCAUGCUGUCGCCCUGAGCAGAGAUGUUGACCGGCUUCUGGAGAUGAAGAGAAGAGUUAAUGUUUUGCCUCUUGGCAGGUAAAUCAUGAACACACACACAAAGUAACUGACACAGAUUUUCACUCACAGACGAGAUCAGAUAAUCGUGAUGUUUCUUGUUUUUUUGCUUUUUUUCCAGUGGUGCCAUCGCUGGGACACCGUUUGACAUCGACAGAGAGCUGCUGAGGAAAGGUUGGUCUACUGCACAAACAGACAGAUGUUAAAAAGGGUUUUAUAUCACUUUAGUAAAGGUUAUCAUCCGCCUGUGCCUCAUUUAUGUGUGUAAUAUAAACUAUUAAUCUAUUUUACUUGUCUGUAGAGCUGAACUUUGAUGACAUCAGUCUGAACAGCAUGGAUGCUACAGCUCAGAGGGACUUUGUUGGUAUGUACAUCUAAAAUGGAAGUCAGUGAUCAAAAAGGACAGACAAUAUAAACAGUCGAUGUAGAAUUAAUGAAUGCCUCCAUACAGAAGAUUCACGGUUUGUUGGAAGAAAGAAAAUCUGCUAAAAUGUGAUUUGGCUUUUUGUUUUAUGUGUUUUAUGUCUCUGCAGUGGAGUUUCUGUUCUGGGCUUCAUUGUGUUUGACUCACCUCAGUAAGAUGGCGGAGGACCUGCUGCUGUACAGCACCAAAGAGUUCUCCUUCGUCACUCUCUCUGAUGCAUACAGGUCAGUGUGGGUUUCCUGCACAUCUUCUCAAGACUGCAAAACUUCUGAUCGAAUCAUUUUUUUUUGGCUUUGUGUGCAUUUUUUUACUUCACUCUGAGAUAGAAACUAUUUUAUAAAAUAUGUAUUCAAAUUCAACUUUAUUUGUAUGGCACUUUUCAGACAAAAUAUGGAGUUCCAAAUGUCUCACAGAGGCUAAAAACAACAUUUAAACGGCGAUAAAAUCCGACCCUCCCACUCACACACCCACCCAUGGACCCACAGACACACACUCACCCACACAUACACACACACAAGCACACACAGAGUGAGAAUUUACGAUAUAUUGUUAAAGAGACAUGGCCUGACACCGAGACAUUGUGUUAGGAAAGAGCCACCUUUAGGAAACACUGGAGAUAAAAGAUAAAAACUAGAAUUAAAAGAUAGAUAAAUAAAUAAAAAAUUGUAAAAAGAAAGACUAAUACCUGAUGGACUAAAACAACAAAAUAAAAUAAAAUUAACCUACCUACCUACCUACCUACCAUGUUAAAGAAUUUAAAAACCUCUGAAGCGGCAGUUAAGAAAAACACUAAGAACAGAGAUAAUUAAUAAAAUUACAUUAAAGAAACAUUAAGAACUUUUAUUAAAAUCAACAUUUGCAAUAAGAGAAACAUCAAAAGGCAAUCAGUUAAAAUAAAUAUCUAUAAAACAUACAUAUAAUGUGGUAAAUAACUUUUGGAGUCAUUCAACAAUGUUGUCUUCUCUGAGUUUGUCCAGCAGAGCGUGCCAUAGUCACUAAUUCUCAACACUAUCUGUGGCAGAACAUGACAGCUAAGCAGACUGUUUUAUACAGUAAAGUUAAUUGAUAAUGAGUGAUGAUUAUAAGUCCUCUUAAAUGUGCACAUUAUUUAAAAAAGCGGCUUUUUUUUUAGCUUUGUGAUACAGUAUCAAGUCAAAACUAGAAGCACAAUCCCUAAAAACCAGGUCGAUUUUUCUUCCAGCUCAAGAAUGUUCCUUAUCAGCCCAAAGAAAGUUCACGUGAAUGUGAAUUCAGGAAUCUACAGUCUGUUCUGAAGAAGUCCCACUACUGCCUUUCUCUGUGUGUGUGUGUGUUUGUGUGUGUUUGUAGCACAGGCAGCAGUUUGAUGCCCCAGAAGAAGAACGCCGACAGUCUGGAGCUGAUCAGGAGUAAAGCAGGACGCGUCUUCGGCAGUGUAAGAAGUCUUUAUCUAUUGAGCUGAGGGUGAGAUAAUUCUAUGUCUCAACCUUUUUUUCACCGAAUAACAAAAAGAGCAAACUUUAAAAAAAGUAUUUAACUAUUUUCAAACUGAAUUUUUAUAUUUAAAUGCUGAUAUUUUGAUUUAACUGCAGCAAACACUUGACAGCAAAAAACACAUUUCCCAUAAACUCUCCCUGUUAUUUCAAACUUCUACUUUUUUUCUUUCGCUAACAUAAAAAUGUUUCAUUCCUUUACCAGCUGCUAUAAUCUUGUCUUAUCACCAGCGCCCUCAUGUGCCAUUGAAUAAUCACCUGUAUUUGUGCCACUUCAAACCUGGCAACCCAUGUGAAAUGUCCAGGAUGUAACUGUGAAGAGUUUUAGAGUUUAACCCUUUGUUCACCUCCUAGAAGCAGAGCAGCUCUGCAGAGUUACUCUCUUUUGGCACGUUUUACUCACUGCUCAUCUGAGUAUUGUGUGAGUCUUUUUACAGUUUCUGGUCAAACUGAAAUGUCUUUGCUGAUUUUUUUUUUUAUAUUUUAGUGUGCUGGAUUCAUGAUGACGCUGAAAGGCUUACCCAGCACCUACAACAAAGACCUGCAGGUUUGAUCACGCCUCUUUGCUUUCACCUGAUGAGGACGUUUCAUAUAUUUCUUGGUGUUUCUUCUUAAAUCGAUACUUUUGUCAUCCUUCUUCAGGAGGAUAAGGAGGCCAUGUUUGACUGCUAUGAUACUGUUCAUGCUGUGCUGCAGGUGACCACUGGGGUCAUGUCAACUCUAAAGGUCAGAGGUUAAAUUCACUGUACGCACUAAAUCUGAUAACUUUGAAAUUAAAAAUUAGGAUUUUAAAGUUUCUCAUGGCCGACCUGUCUUUGACAAAAACAUGUUAGAGGUUUUGGCUGCCUUGUCAGGCUCCUUUUAUCCAUGAGAGAUUAAGAGAGUUGUAAAAAAGUGCGUUAGUUGUAUUUAUUUUACUUAAAACCAGAGCAGGCUCAAGAUUGUAUCUGGAGAUUUUACCUAAGAAGCUGGAGGUAAAGAGAAUUUAGUAUUUCAGCUUUAUUUAAGAUUAACUAACGAUGUAUUUACUGUUGUUGUAAACAAGUGUUUUCACUCUUCACAUUUCAAUAAAGUCGUGCUAAAUUUAUCCUGUUCCAAAAAGUUACAGCAGCUAAGAUUUUGUGUCCCUUAAUUUUCUUUUUUUCAGAUCAACCAGACUGUGAUGGAGGCGGCUCUCAGUCCAGACAUGUUGGCUACUGACCUCGCUUACUACCUUGUGAGGAAGGGGGUGAGUUAUGUCUACUGUAUUUUUUAUUUUAUCUUGAUACGUAAAGCUCCAGUGAAGAAUUUUCAACUGGUUACAAAACAGACUGAAAUUAAUACUGAUGCCCCUGUUUGACUUACAACAACUGACUAAAGGCUAAAACAAACAGGAUGUGUAUUUGGAGCAAAUAGGUUCCCAUUCUGAUCAAUGCAGCAAAGCAAACAGGACGCGUAUCAGCACCGUCGCAGCAUCGUAUCAAGAGCAGCACUGCUAAAGAUAUGCUGCAAGUCUAUUUUUGCUGCUCUACGCUUCCGACACGAGUCAAUCCACACAGAGUAGAUCGUUCUAGACAAGAAGUCAAGCAUGAAAACCGCAUGUCAUCCAGUAAAUUUCAAAAUAAAAUGCCAUAUGUGGACCUAGACUGUGUAUCAUUUUGUGUAGAUGAGAAAUCCUUCCUGGUUCUGGAUUUAUCAGUAACACAGAACGAUUCGAUGGUCAAUCCCUGAUCCACGUGGACCCUGACAGGACUUUGAACUGCUAACUCUGUCUGAAGGUAACAGCACAGCAGAAAGGAACAUAGUUUACUUAAUUAAACACGAGUAAACCUGCAAAAACUGAAACUUUAAAAUCACGUUUUUCACAUAUAGUAGAGGCUCAACAGUUACUGAAUUGUAUCCAAAUUAGCAGAAAAUCGACCACAGAAAGGAAAAACAACCUGUUGUGAGCACGUUGUUUUCUUUAUACUGAGCCCAGCUGACCGGGGCUGCACUACACUGCUGCCACGCUCCAAACACACAUCCUGUAUGUUUUCGGCUUAAGACAAGACCGAAACUGUCAAGGGCAAAAAUAUGGAGAAAUCUGAAAGGCAUCUCAGUCUAAAGAUUAAAAUAGCUGUCAAAAUGAAAACUGCAGCCGUGGGCCGGGUAAUGGAUUUUAAAAGAUAUUAGCAUGAAUGAUUGACACUAUACAAAAAAAAAAAAACUCUGAUGAUCACAUAUAUUUGUUUGUGUUAAUUUGUGUCAUUGUAUGUUGCAGAUGCCAUUUAGAGAGGCCCAUGGUGUUUCUGGAAAAGCUGUGUUUGCUGCUGAAUCUAAAAACAUUCCCCUCAACCAACUCACCUCGGAGGACCUAGGCGCUCUGAGGUGACUCUCCUCUUUGUUCUCACACAAACUCAGCAGAAGUACGAGAAUUAUAGUUUAUCCAUCAGUUGUAUUGUCUUAUUAUUUUCUCUUCUUCUCUGUCUUUCUCUGUCUGUUCUGUCGUUUCAGCCCUCUCUUUGGGAGUGAUGUCUCCUCGGUGUGGGACUACAGGAGCAGCGUGGAGCAGUACAGCGCCCCCGGGGGCACGGCCAAGAAUAGCGUUACUGCACAGGUUGAACACCUGAGAAACUGGCUAAAGAGAGAGACACAGUGACCUACCUCACAGAUUAGAAUCAGGUUUACUGCAAAGUUACAGGUUUACUAACUUAAAUCUGAAAUGAGAGGUCAGCUUUUUAUGAAAACCGUGUUGCCUUCUUUUUAAGAGCAUCAUGUUCGAGGUUGGUGAGGAAUGAUUUAAAGGGAUAUUCCGGCGUAAAAUUAAUUUAGGGUCAAACGCACCGUAACACCGAGUUAGACACCCCAAUGUUGCCGACCGCUUGCUUUUCUAGUUAUACCAACUUUAGUAACGACCACACAAACCUCAGCCAAAACGCCACUCUAUAGCCACAAAUAACGCUCAGAACAGCACCUAACUUCAUCAACAGUACAUAUAGGGUCCCAGUCAUAGCACUAGCCACCAAAUAUCUAUUUAACUUUGCCUAAUUUCUUUCGCAAGAGACUUAACACAACUCACCUACUCUCUUCCAGCAGCUGCUUGUUUGUAGCAAGACCUCGGGCCAGUCCAUUAUGGACUACAGUGGAAUUUCGCAGCUUAAGAAAGAACAGAUAUGAUCAUUUCUUCAUGGAAAUGCAAUCAGACCGAGACGCUAAGGCAGAUGAAACACUGUGUCUGCUGUGCAAAAUGAUUAAUAUGGUGAUUAUUACUUAAAGGAAAUUAUAAAGUAAUGAUCAUGAAUGUUCUUCCUUGAGCUGCGUAACCCCACUGUAGUCCGUAAUGGACUUGCCAGAGGUCUCGCUACAACCAAGUGGCUGUUGGAAGAGAGUAGGUGAGUUGUGUUUAGUCUCUUUGCUAAAGAAAUUAGGCAAAGUGAAAAAGAUGUUUGGUGGCUAGUACUAUGGCUGGGACCCUAUAUGUACUGUUGAUGAAGUUAGGCGCUGUUCUGAGCAUUAUGCGGCUAUAGAGUGGCGUUUUGGUCAGACCAUUGUGUUUUGCUAUCCUGCGGUCGUUAGUAAAGUUGGUAUAACUAGAGAAUCAAGCGGUCAGCAACAUUCAUCUCUCGAGGGGUGUCUAACUCGGUGUUACAGUGUGUUUGACCUUAACUUAAUUUUACGCCGGAAUAUCCCUUUAACUGGACUUUCAGCUAUCAUAACUGUUACUAACUCCCUGACUAAUGCAAAAAAAAAAAACAAUAAACGUUACUGUAACAAUA